AUGGCACUGGUCUUCGCCUGCUUUGUCACCCUGCUGGCCGUGACCCAGUUCUCCACUGCGGACAGAUUCUUUCAUGAGAAGAGCUCUGCAACAAGGACCCUGACCGAAAGCUUCGUGCCGCAGCUGAGCGAGCCUUCCGCGGAGCUGCUUCUGGAGGAGGGCUGCGAAGUUCUGCAUGCCAGGGCCGCAGAGCCAGAGACAACGAUUCCGCCUGUCCCCAACGACCACCUGCUCGAGGUGCUGUUGCUGGUCCUGGCGGCUUUGGCAGUGCUGACCGGCGUAAACCUCCGAUUGCUGCAGAAGGCUGAGAACAGCCAGCCUGAGGCCUCUGACCUCCGAACGGUCCGGGAAGCCACCGACGCCUUCGGCUGCACGGCCCUCCACGUGGCCGCGGCCUCCGCGCGCGCCGUGGCGCCGGCGCACGCGGAGAAGCUGCUGCGGGCGGGCGCGGACCCCAACGCCCGGGAGGCCUGGGAGGAGACGCCUUUGCACAUGGCGGCGAGGCACGGGAACUUGGAGGUGGCUCAGGCGCUGCUCAAAUUCGGCGCACAGAUCAAUGCUCGGAACCUCGACGAGGUCACACCGCUGCUGGCAGCUGCACAAGAAGGGCAGCAGGAAGUUUGCAACUUUCUCCUGGAGAUGGGCGCCAACGCUGGAGGCCUCGAGGAGCAAAAGUUGCCGUGCCUGUUGCACGGGCUGCUGAUGCAACGGAUGGUGUGCAAGGACCCCAAAGCGCAGGUCUAUUGA
Effrenium voratum is the source of this 747-nucleotide messenger RNA. The record is from the annotation of a GenBank genome assembly. NCBI's taxonomy places the organism in Eukaryota, Dinophyceae, Suessiales, Symbiodiniaceae.